CAGCCGGUUCGGACAACAACAACAACAACACACCUUUUGUUUCGAAAACUUCGCAAUCAUGCCUCUUAAACCUAAACGAAAGCCUUUUUCGCCCAGAAAAAGCGAUGUCGAUGUGAAUCCACAAAACAUAGAAACACACCUUUCCCAGUUCAUUAAAUUUUACAAGGGAAUUAAUCUUGUGUCUGAAGAGGAAUGGCCACACUUUAUUGAAUCUCUGCUGAAUGAAUUGCCAGUGACAUUCUCUAUCAGUCAAAGGCACAGAAGAUGCAAUGAGAUUAAUGAUGGCAAGGGUGGAUCGCUGUCUGAGAGUGAUGUGCUAAGUCAGUUCUUGAAGAAUCAGGUCCUACCAAAGUUGAAGGGAGUAGAACUGGAAGAUGGCAGCUCUGUACAGAUGUCUGCUAUUCCCUGGUACCCGAAGCAUCUGGCAUGGAAGACCAACAUCCCAUUACAGGCCCUCAUGUCCAACGAGAAACUGAGACCUCUGAAGAGCUUUAUUCUUGGAGAGAAGAGAUAUGCGUUCCUCUUCCGCCAAGAGAUAGUGAACAUGAUUCCACCUCUGUUGGUUGACAUACAGCCACAUCACAAGAUCCUGGAGCUGCGUGCUGGGGCAGGCUAUCAUUCCUCUCAGAUACUGGAGCAGAUCUACUCCAAUCCAAAGAAAAUGCCAGAGGGGUUCCUGGUGGCCAAUGUGCAUGAGAAGAGCUACACAAAGACCCACUACCGUUGGAACACGGGCACCAACGUGCUGUUCACCCACCACUCAGAGGAGUCCUUCCCUGAUCUGUACCUCUCACAAGAGCGUGAUGCGGACUGCAAGGUUCUCUAUGACAGAGUGUUCCUGGAUGGUGUCUCGAGCAAUGAUGGUACAAUGAGGACCAAUCUAAAAAUGAGGACAAACUGGAGUAUUGUACAGGCCCAGAAAAACCAUGCAGAGCUGAAGAAGCAGCUGCGUCGAGGUCUGGAGCUGUUGGAGCUCAAUGGACAGCUGGUUUACUUUACCCGCUCCAUGAACCCUCUAGAGAACGAAGCAGUGGUUGCAGCACUGAUAGAUGAGGCACCAGGUUCCCUACAGUUGCUGGAUGUGAAGAGCCGCCUGCCAAGUUUCCAUGUGCGGGCUGGUAUGACAUCUUGGAAGGUGAUGAGCCAGGGCCUGGUGUUCUACGACACGUAUGACAGCGCCCCCGCCUGGUUCCAGAAGGAGAAUGAGAAGUCCCUCUUUGCGCCGACCAAUGCCAGCAUGUACAACUUGGACAGAUGUGUUCGUAUCCUUCCCCAUGACAAUGACACUGGUGCCCUGUUUGUGGCUGUCAUCUCCAAGUUUGGUUCUCUUCCCUGGCAGAAAGCAGAAGAUGGAGCAGGAGAGGUGAAAAUGGAGACUGAAGACAAAGCAGAAGAGAAACAGACAGAGGAAGAGAAGAAGAAGCAGAAAUACAACCAUCCGAUACGAUGUGACGUGAAUGUGUGUGUGGCCGAGAUAGAGUGGACCACAGAGAUCACAGAUGAGAAACUGAACAGCACUGAGACAGUCAACUGCUCUACCUAUGACCUUGCUCCCAUGAAGGUCUCCAAGUCGUGUUGGACUCCAACAAUGAAGCAGAUGAUGACGCAGGAGAAGGAACCAGGCUUCACAGAGAUCACUGAUUCCAACCCAGACUGGCAGGCAGUGAAGAAACAGUAUGAUAUCAGGAAGUUUGAUCCCACACCGUACCUGCUGAAGUUUGUAGAGGAAGAGAAGAGCACUCUGUACUACUUCUUCAGCCAGAAUGUCAAGAAUCUUCUCCUUCAUAACCCAAAGAUUUUUAAAUCCUCAGGAAAGUUUGCUGGUGGAAUGCUGUUUAUCAAGUCCACACCUGCAAGUAGACCAGAGCUGGUUCUCUGGGGGGCUACUGCCAUCUUGCCAUUCAUUAACAAGUGGCUGAUCCCCGUGCCCAAGGCAGACCUCGUGUUGCUGCUACAGGACAAAGAGCUGCCCUUCAGCAAACUCUCAGACAAAACAAGGAAGGCCCUCGAAGCCCUGGGAGCCCAAGAUGGGACGGUGUAUUUCCACUGUGAGGCCAAGAGCAAAAAUGCUGACCCGCCAUGCAGCAUUCUGUUGCAACGUGAGAAGUUCUCACUGUUUGUGAAGCCUUCAUUUGGAUUCUACAUAGACUCUGUUGAGAAUCACCUGCUAAGACUGUGUGGAAUCACUCCAGAUGAGGACAGUGAGGAUGAGAUGGACAUUGUGUAGAUGUCUCCGGUAUCCCUACACAUCACACACAACAAUCCUUACCAUUGCAGUAUGGUUUUGUAAUCGGAGAUUCAAACACUGUGGCUUUUCGACAGCAUUCAUAACCAUGAACACUUAAUUUGGACUGAAUAAUGAUUCAUAGUGCAUUUACUAGGAUAGAUUUUGUAGGAAAAAAAGAAGACCUUGCUAAAAUUUCAGUUGAAAUUUUGUUGAUUUUUAUCUUGUACUUAUAAUAAUGUUCUUUUGGAUUAUAUAUUUUUGUUAACCCAAACAUUUACUGAUGCAGGUAAGCAUAUAGCUAUUGACAUGUAGGUUCAUCCAUUCAUGCCACGUGUUAUAUUUAAUAAUGACAUGUUUUGUAUAACAUCAAUAAUAUCACCUUCAAAGCUUUGAUACUUGCAUAGAUGUUGUCUUGGAACACUGUCAACACACACUCAGCACCUGACUUGUCUUAAAUCACUAAUGCCCUCUACAAAAUCUUUGAUACACAACACACAAACAUCAUCUGACCUCAUUUUGACAUUAAAAUUGACCUACUUUUGGAUUCAGACUUAUUCAAAAAGUCAAAAUUAUUGGUCAAUUGUUCGUUCAACAUCAACACUACCUACCAAAAAGCUUUGUACUUCCAAAGAACACUCAGUACUCUCACAUCACCUGAUCUCAUUUUGACCUGGACAUUAUCUACUUUUGGACCUAGACUUAUUCAAAUAGACCAAGGAAUCAUUCAUGGACAAGGCUUUACCGGGCAGCAUCUGCGUUUAUUGAACUAAACCUCCUGUUUGUGUAAAACGACGUCUUUAUGUGCUCAUUUGAUUUCUGUCAAUAAACAGCAUGGCAAUGUC
Dreissena polymorpha is the source of this 3069-nucleotide messenger RNA. RefSeq names its product RNA cytosine-C(5)-methyltransferase NSUN2-like. The record is from RefSeq and is a predicted model, not a curated record. Bases 59 to 2227 code for a protein of 722 amino acids. The transcript has 22 exons. Gene Ontology annotation, molecular function: methyltransferase activity. Lineage: Eukaryota; Metazoa; Mollusca; Bivalvia; Myida; Dreissenidae. Gene Ontology annotation, biological process: RNA methylation.